CGUCCGACGCGGAGGGAGGCUCCCGCCGAGCCCGGCGCCCGCGGCCGCAGCAGCCGGGUCGGCUUCGCACCUGGGGAGGCGCGCGGGGACGGCGGGCGCGGCUGCGGGGACUGAGGCUCCGGGCGGGACCGGCCGCGGCGCGGGAUGGAGUGAGGCGGCGGCGGGCGCCUGCGGAGUCGGCCUUCCGCCGGGGGGACCGCGUCCUCGGGGGCCAUGGGUCCCGGGGCGCGGCCGGCCAGCGUCCUCGCCCUGCUGCUCUCCGGCCUGUGGCACCUGGCGCUCGCCGCGACGAGCUACAACUGUGAUGACCCGCUGGCGUCCGUGCUGUCUCCGGAGGCUUUCUCCAGUUCCUCGGACCUCACCGGGACUCACAGCCCAGCUCAGCUCAACCGGCGAGUUGGAGCCGGUGGUUGGUCCCCAGCAGAUUCCAGCGCUCAGCAGUGGCUCCAGUUGGACCUGGGAAGCAGAGUGGAGAUCACAGCGGUGGCCACGCAGGGCAGAUCCGGGAGCUCUGACUGGGUGACGAGUUACAGCCUGAUGUUCAGUGACACCGGACGCAACUGGAAGCAGCACAAGCAAGAAGACGGCAUCUGGACCUUCGCAGGGAACACGAAUGCAGACGGCGUGGUGCUUCACAGGCUCCUGCACUCGGAGAGAGCCCGCUUCAUCCGCUUUGUGCCCCUGGAAUGGAACCCAAGUGGGAAGAUUGGCAUGCGGGUCGAGGUGUACGGAUGCCCCUACAAAUCGGACAUUGCUGACUUCGAUGGCCGAAGCUCCCUUCUGUACCGGUUCAGCCAGAAGCUCAUGAGCACCCUCAAGGACGUGAUCUCUCUGAGGUUCAAGAGCAUGCAGGGAGACGGGGUCCUGUUCCAUGGGGAAGGCCAGCGCGGAGACCACAUCAGCCUGGAGCUCCAACAGGGGAGGCUCGCCCUGCACCUCAGCCUGGAUGACAGCAAAGCUCGCCUCGGCAGCAGCCCGCCCUCGGCCACCCUGGGCAGCGUCCUGGACGACCAGCACUGGCACUCGGUCCUCAUCGAGCGGGCGGGCAAGCAGGUGAACUUCACGGUGGACAAGCACACGCUGCACCUGCGGACCAAGGGCGAGGCAGACACCUUGGACAUCGACUACGAGCUUAGUUUUGGAGGAAUUCCAGUACCAGGCAAGCCUGGGACCUUUUUGAAGAAAAACUUCCAUGGAUGUAUUGAGAACCUUUACUACAACGGAGCGAACAUCAUCGACCUGGCUAAGCGGCGGAAGCACCAGAUCCACACCGUGGGCAAUGUCACUUUUACCUGCUCCGAGCCACAAAUUGUUCCCAUCACAUUCGUCAGCUCCAGCAGGAGCUACUUGCUGCUGACCGGCACUCCCCACAUCGACGGGCUCUCAGUGAGUUUCCAGUUUCGCACGUGGAACAAGGAUGGUCUGCUUCUGUCCACAGUGCUGUCCGGAGGCUCGGGGACCCUGCUGCUGAGCCUGGAGGGCGGGACCCUGGCACUGGUGAUUCGGAAAGCGGCAGAGCGCGUGGCUGAAACCCUCACAGGCAGCAGCCUGAACGAUGGCUUGUGGCAUUCGGUGAGCGUCACCGCCAGGAGGAGCCGCAUCACACUCACUCUGGAUAAUGAUGCCACAUCUCCGGCUCAGGACACCACCCGGGUGCAGAUUUAUUCUGGAAACAGCUACUACUUUGGAGGGUGCCCCGACAAUCUCACCGAUUCCCAAUGUUUAAAUCCCAUUAAGGCUUUCCAAGGCUGCAUGAGGCUCAUCUUUAUUGAUAACCAGCCCAAGGACCUCAUUUCAGUUCAGCAAGGUUCCCUGGGGAAUUUUAGUGAUUUACACAUUGAUCUGUGUAGCAUCAAAGACAGGUGUCUGCCGAACUCCUGCGAACACGGAGGCCGCUGCUCCCAGUCGUGGACCACCUUCCUUUGCGACUGCAGCGGCACGGGCUACACGGGGGCCACCUGCCACAACUCCCUCUACGAGCAGUCCUGCGAGGUGUACAGGCACCAAGGGCACACGGCUGGCUUCUUCCACAUCGACUCGGACGGCAGCGGGCCGCUGGGACCUCUCCAGGUGUACUGCGAUGUCACAGAGGACAAGAUCUGGACAUCAGUGCAGCACAAUAGCACCGAGCUGACCCAUGUGGGGGGCGCCCACCCCGGGAAGCCCUAUGCCGUGGCCUUGGACUACGGGGGCAGCGCAGAGCAGCUGGCAGCCGUGAUCGAGGGCUCGGAGCACUGUGAGCAGGAGGUGGCCUACCACUGCAGGAGCGCCCGGAUGCACGACAAGCCCGACGGAGUGCCGUUCAGCUGGUGGGUCGGGCAGUCUGGUGAGAGGCACCCUUCCUGGACAGGUGCCCCCGCUGGAGCUCAGCAGUGUGGAUGCGGCCUGGACCAGAGUUGCCUGGACGUGGGACACUUGUGCAGCUGUGGCUCUGACAAGGAUGGAUGGACAAAUGAUACUGGCUUGCUUUCCUUCAGAGACCACUUGCCCGUCACUCAGAUAGUUAUCAUGGGUACCAACAGAUCAAACUCAGAAGCUGCUUGGAGAAUCGGUCCCUUGCGUUGCUAUGGUGACCGACACUUCUGGAAAGCAGUAUCAUUUUCUACAGAAGCCUCUUACCUCCACUUCCCUACCUUCCAUGCGGAAAUGAGUGUUGAUAUUUCCUUCUUUUUUAAAACCACAGCUUUAUCUGGAGUUUUCCUAGAAAACCUCGGCAUUAAAGACUUCAUCCGACUUGAAAUAAGCUCUCCUUCUGAGAUCAUGUUUGCCAUCGAUGUGGGGACUGGCCCUAUAGAGCUCAUAGCCCAGUCUCCUGCUCUUCUGAAUGACAACCAGUGGCACUACGUCCGGGCCGAGAGGAACCUCAAGGAGACCUCACUGCAGGUGGACAGCCUCCCGAGGGUCUCCAGGGAGACUUCAGAUGAAGGCCAUUUCCAGUUGCAGCUGAACAGCCAAUUGUUUGUAGGGGGAACAUCAUGAAGACAGAAAGGCUUCCUAGAAGGCAUACACUCCCUGCACUUGAAUGGGCAGAAACUGGACCUGGAGGAGGAGAGGGCAAAGAUCACACCCAGCGUGCGGCCAGGAUGCCCAGGCCACUGCAGCAGUUAUGGCCACACCUGCCACAGGGGCAAGUGCGUGGAGAAGCUCAGUGGGUACUUCUGCGGUUGCACCAACUCGUCCUAUGAAGGGCCCUUCUACAACACAGAGGUUUCUGCUGCAUUUGAGGCUGGCACUUCAGUUACUUACAUGUUUCAAGAACCAUACCCGGUGACCAAGAAUGCAAGCCUCCCAUCCUCAGUGAUGUAUGCAGAUGCAGCUCUAUCCAAGGAAAACAUUGCAGUUAGCUUCGUGACAGCCCAGGCGCCCAGCCUCCUGCUUUACAUCAGUUCUUCUCAGGAUGCCCUGGCCGUCCUGCUCUGCGACAAUGGAAGCUUACAAGUUUGUUAUCAGCUAAACAAGGAAGAAACCCAGGUGCUCACCAUCAACGCCGAGAACUUUGCCAACAGAAGGAUGCACCACUUGAAGAUUAUCCAAGAGGGAAGAGAGCUUAGCAUUCAUGUGGACCAGCAGCUCCAACUCAGUUACAACUUCUCCCCGGAGGUCAACUUCAGGGCUGUCAGGUAGCUCACCUUGGGCAGAGUCACAGAGCCCCUUGGGUGGGAUGCUGACGUCGCUAAAGCAAACAGCCUGGGUUUCGUCGGGUGCCUGUCAUCAGUGCAGUACAACCACGUAGCCCCGCUGAAGGCCGCCUUGCGCCACGCCUCCACCGCCCCUGUGACCGUUCAGGGUACCUUGACAGAAUCCAGCUGCAGCCCCGCCGAGGACUUGAACAUGGACACAGUGACCACGGUGCCCUCCUCCUCAGAUCCCUUCGGAAAGACAGACGAGCGGGAACCCCUCACCCACGCAGUUGGCAGUGACUCAGCGGUGAUUGGAGGGGUCAUAGCGGUGGUGAUCUUUCUCAUCUUCUCCGUCGUCGGCGUCAUGACCCGGUUCCUUUACCAACAUAAGCAGUCGCAUCGAACCGGCCAGAUGGAGAAGGAAUACGCGGAAAACGUGGGCAGCUCCUUUCGAAAUGACAUCGACUUGCAAAACACAGUGAGCGAGUGUAAGCGGGAGUAUUUCAUCUGAAAAAACAAUAUUUUAGCAGGGUACCUAAUACUCCCUUUCUGGCUGUUCAGUGUUCCCUCCUUCUCCCCUUGCUCCUGUCUUUUAAUUUUGGUCACUCUCUCUGUGGCAUUUGUUUGCCAUUUACUUCCUUAACGCACCUGCGCCCACAUGCAUCCAUCCCCUGGCGCAGCCCAGCCCGGCCAGGUCUGUUGCAGCCGCCGCCCUCCUUGUCAGUGACCUGUCAUGGUGGCAGCGACUGCCCGAGAGGCCGGCCAAGGCCCAUGCUUCCCGUUGCUCGGGCACCGGUCAUUCCCGCAGCCAGGCGGUCCUGCGAGGUUGCUCUGCAGCUGAGCGCUGUCGCG
This is a messenger RNA of Manis javanica (Malayan pangolin), 4472 nucleotides long. RefSeq names its product contactin associated protein family member 5 (gene CNTNAP5). The record is from RefSeq and is a predicted model, not a curated record. NCBI's taxonomy places the organism in Eukaryota, Metazoa, Chordata, Mammalia, Pholidota, Manidae.